Molecule: messenger RNA, 315 nt
Organism: Cylicocyclus nassatus
Lineage: Eukaryota; Metazoa; Nematoda; Chromadorea; Rhabditida; Strongylidae
Source: the annotation of a GenBank genome assembly
AAGCUUGAAGUAAAACAACUCAAAGAUUUUGGAUACGUCACCCUUAACAAGAACCGUGUGGGUACCUUGGUAAACUCGUACAAUGGUAAAUCUGUACACUCCUUGAACUUGCAUGGCUGCAAACAAGGAGAUGAACUUGGCAUUCUGGUCGAGAACCAAGGACGACAAACAUAUGAAACGAUCAACGAUUACAAGGGCAUUCUUUCGGAAGUGGAAUUAGAUGGAAAACCACUGCAUGACUGGAAGCAGUGCAAGCUGAGCAUUAUUCAUGAUUACGUCAACAAAUACCCGUCAACAUCAAACUCAUCAAACGUG